AGAUCGGCUUCGAAAUGGGAAGAAUUUGUCACGUGAUAUGCUUGGUGUUUGUGGCGGUGUGGGCGGGGCCAGUUGCGGGUCAAGGAGACCUAUUGGCCCUCGAGAGCUCAGUGGGCGGGGCCAUGUCUGUAGUCCCGCCCCCUGAAGAAGUGGACACCAACAUGUUGAUGCCCGAACACCGAGGGGAACGGAUGCCAGGAGCGAACAUUCGGAGGCAGUUUGAUGUUCAGCAACCGGCUCGCCCUCCUUCGUCGCCUGCAAGAAGCCCUCUGACCGGCAUCGCCCAACAAGCCGGCGAAUACAUGAGGCGAAUCAGCGACUACUUCUACUGGUUCCUCUCUGGCAGCCCACCAAUCACGCGCAAGAAGACAAGUGUCCGUUAUCAGCAGCGACCAGUCAGGACCCAGCAACAGUUUGAGAAAGCACCAAUCAGACGCCAGUACAACCAGAGGAGACAGCCAAUGAGAAGGAAGCAACAGCGUCAGGCCAAUAGCCAGCCUGUUUACAUUCGAGGCCGGAAGGUCGAGGAACAGAACAGCAUGGAGUCUCACUACCCGUAGGAGAGGGAAGAAGAAAGAAGAAGGAGAAGGAGAAAACAAGGAAAAGAAGAAGAAGAAGAAGGGCGAAGGAGAAAACAAGGAAAAGAAGAAGAAGAAAACAAAAGAAGAAGAAGAAGAGGAGGAAGAAGAAGGAGAAAACAAAGAGAAGAAGGAGAAAACAAAAGAAGAAGAAGAAGAAGAAGAGGACGAAGAAGGAGAACAAGCAAAUAAAAGCCAAGUACUUUUAUGAUAUCGGUGGAAUAAAGAACUUAGACGAAGUUUGAAAAAAAAAGAAUAAACACGAGGAAUGGGAAAAUUGUGAAUAACAAACAAAAUGGGGAAAGAAAUACAUAUAUAUUUUUGUUUUUGUUUUUGUUUUUUUAACUAAAAUCAUUCAUAUUAUUCAUUAUGAUUUUCUUUAAUUGUUUAG
Penaeus indicus is the source of this 969-nucleotide messenger RNA. RefSeq lists its product as uncharacterized. NCBI's taxonomy places the organism in Eukaryota, Metazoa, Arthropoda, Malacostraca, Decapoda, Penaeidae. The record is from RefSeq and is a predicted model, not a curated record. The coding region runs from base 15 to 560 and encodes 181 amino acids. The transcript has 4 exons.